Messenger RNA from Oppiella nova, 1755 nucleotides. Lineage: Eukaryota; Metazoa; Arthropoda; Arachnida; Sarcoptiformes; Oppiidae. The record is from the annotation of a GenBank genome assembly.
AUGUCAAGACAUGACAGCACUUACUCGACAUAUAUAACAGUUCCGUCGUCGAGGAUCUGUCGCUCCCAUCCUUUCAACGCAAAUGUCAACCAAUUAAUUGAAGUCACCGAAAGGCAGUUCUCCGGCCACUCGUUUCCGUUUGCCGGUCAGUGGAUGUGUCCAUUGCGUCGACUUCUGCUGAUGACUACCGAUAUAACGGAUCCGUUAGUCUUUCCCGUCACUGUUAUGAUGAUCUCUUACGGACAGGUGAUUGUCUGUCAAUUGGCUGCUGUGGUGACUGUCAUCGGCGGUGAUAACACAACAAGACAUGCUCGCAACAGCUCGUCCACACAGAUCAUCGAUGACUCGCACCACAAGUGGAUCCACUCGAUAAUCCUUAACGUUCUUUGCUAUGCGGCUGUUCUGUGGGCUAUAUUCAGGACGUGGUGUUGGGCGAAGAGGAAUGGAAAGACUGCCAUCGAUAUGAUGACAAUCGUGGAGUUUAUGGUCAACACAAUGGCUAUGAUCUCGAAUGUGUUCUUCUUCGUGAACGUGUUGUUUGCCAUCAAAGUGUUCAUAAUCUAUAAGAAGCAGUCGAUGGCGGACACGACUCAUACAGUAUUGUCUGAAUCCCAAGAAACAACUUUAAUAACUUAUAUCAUAAUUGCCUUUUGCUUGAAAUGCGUUCACUUGUUAUACCAAUUGCUGGUCAUCUCUACUAUCGAUGUAUUCUUCAUCGACUGGGAGAGGCCUAAGAAGAGAGACACCACUUCUAUGGCUAUAUCUCUAACCAAAUCACCGGCCAUUGCCUUGAAUGACACCCAAAAUGCAAACGCAGAGAUUAGUGACCGCCAUAAUAGGCCCAGACUUAGCAUCAGUGGAUCCCUAUCAUCCCCGUCGCCCAAACUAAUAGCAGACAAACCAUUGUAUGAAUUCCCAAACGUAACCGUUUGGAGGACUAAUUUCGUGGCCAAUGAAUGGAUGGAAUUGUGUGGACACAGACGCCUCAGUCUUAGUAUCCAUAUAUUGCUUGUCAUUCUGGUUUUGGACUACGCAAAUUUCGCAAACUUAGCCCAAACUGAGGCUAAACAUUGGCUGCCAAGAGAUGAAUCUCAAGACGAGUCACAGCCAUAUGUACUCAUGAGUAGAACGGGUCGGCUCUCAAUCGGAGCACUUAUCAGUUUGUUUGCGAUGCAAUACAAACGGUUUGGUUAUUAUAUCCACGGAUUGGCAGCGAAUGGCAAAAGUGACGUAAAUAUGUUGGAAAUGUAUGAACAACUGGAACGGGAAGAGAGCGAUCUCUGCUCUAAACGCGGACUUCUGCCGAAUACGGAUCAGCAGACAUUCACGAUGUCUUUGCCGUCCGCUAUCGAUGAACACUACCGCAGAAUUCGGUCAAAUCUGUCGGGUUUUGUCAAAAUAAGUGACAGAAUGCGCUCAUUUGGCGCCCAUUUAUCCAAAGCCGACACCGAGAAACUGAUCCCAACGUAUCUCAUGAUUAAUAAAUUUUUGACCGGUUUUAUUGAACAUAACUUUAAGGACGUUGAUUAUAUGGUUCGCGAGAAGUCCACUGUUGAGUUAGUACUGGACGUGGAGUUUGCUGACACUAGAGAUAAGGGAUACUUUUAUAGCGAUAAUGGUCACUCCUUCGAGGCCAUUCUAUUCUAUGGCUCAGAGUUUACUCUUACCGUGUUUGUGUGUGUCAAUGGUUACGACUACUAUCUGACCCCCAAUUAUGGAGCGUUCGUUAUAAGGGAAAGUUUAUGUCAGAUUUAG